Molecule: messenger RNA, 2582 nt
Organism: Peromyscus maniculatus bairdii (prairie deer mouse)
Lineage: Eukaryota; Metazoa; Chordata; Mammalia; Rodentia; Cricetidae
Source: RefSeq, a predicted model, not a curated record
UGGAGCUGUUUCCGGCCACCUCAGCGGGAAGCGGAGACGCCAGCAGCUAGCUGUCGGGGAGCCGAGCGGGAGGUGUGACUGGCCACCGCGGGAGAAGGCAGGGCAGUGACUGCGGCGGCCGCGUCUCCAUAGCCUGGGAAGAUGGUGCUGCUGACAAUGAUCGCCCGCGUGGCGGACGGGCUUCCGCUGGCCGCCUCGAUGCAGGAGGACGAACAGUCAGGCCGAGACCUCCAGCAGUAUCAGAGCCAGGCUAAGCAACUCUUUCGAAAGUUGAAUGACCAGUCCCCUACCAGAUGUACCUUGGAAGCAGGAGCCAUGACUUUUCACUACAUUAUUGAGCAGGGGGUGUGUUACUUGGUCUUGUGUGAAGCUGCUUUCCCUAAGAAGUUGGCCUUUGCCUACCUGGAAGACUUGCACUCCGAAUUUGAUGAGCAGCAUGGGAAGAAGGUGCCCACCGUGUCCAGGCCCUAUUCCUUCAUCGAGUUUGAUACCUUCAUUCAGAAAACCAAGAAACUCUACAUUGAUAGUCGUGCUCGGAGAAAUCUAGGCUCCAUCAACACUGAAUUGCAAGAUGUGCAGAGGAUCAUGGUUGCCAACAUUGAAGAAGUCUUGCAGCGGGGAGAAGCACUCUCAGUGAACAUGCGUUCCACGUACGCCAAACUUGCGGCAGUAGCUGUAUUUUUCAUCAUGCUGAUAGUGUAUGUGCGGUUUUGGUGGCUGUGAGGUGGAGCGAGCCUAGUCACUGGGAAGGGAGAACCUAGAACCCAGCAGGUGUGUGUUUUCAGGGAACUGAGCUCACAGGGCUGUGUAUUAGAAUCCAGUGGAACUUCUGCCUCUAAAGACCUUGCAAGAAAAGACCUGUCCUGAAAACGAAAGAUGCCGCCUUGUUUAAGGAAGCUUAACCCAUGUGGAAGUCUCUUUGGGGGCAGGGACUUCCUCUGGGGCUAAGCCAGAUGUAUUAGGGAACAGUAGAUUGUUGGUUUUGUUUCUUUCCCUCCAAGUACAUUUGUAAGACAGAAGAACUGGGCGUUCUCUCUCUGAUGGAGCCAUCAGUGACAUUUAAGGUAGCCAACCCAUGUUAGCAACACCCUGAAAUUCCCUCCAAAGAAGGCUCACUUUAAUCGACAUUCCUUUGUUGGUGACAUUUGUGGUUGACUUUCAAGUGAGACUCGAAGUAUGUGAAGGUUGAUUGCUUUGAUGCACAGGUCCUGUGCGUUGGCCACUGUAGGAAGUUGACCUUCGUUUAUUCUCUUUUUGUAUUUUGCUUAUUGCACAGUUGCUUUGGGGUUAAAUCAGUUAUAUUAAUACGCCUUGAAAUUACAUAGCAUUGCUUGACUAAAAGGCUGGAAUUUUCCCGUCAUUUACUCUUUUUGUUUCUUAUUUGUUUUUAUUCUAUUUUAAUUUUUGUUUUGUUGAGACAGGGUCUCUCUAACCUCAGCUGUCUUGGAACUCAUGUAGACCAGGCCGGCCUUGAGUUCACAGAGAUCCGCCUUCCUCUUCAUUUACUCUUUAAGACUCAAAAGACCCUCUCGGGACAUAAUUGUUUUGGAGUGUGUGAUCUCCAUAGAGUGAGUGUAGGGUAGGGUAGUCAGAGGCUCUGUUUCAUGAGAAGAAAGGCCCAGCCCAGAACUCCAGCUUUGUCCUGCCCCUGACUUCCACUUUGUCCUCUAUACUUUUCCCCAUUCUUGGUUUUCUUUCCAUCAUAAUUUGCUUAAAUUCCUAGUUUCAUCCCAUAAAUAUCCUGUCAGGAUAUUCCCAAAUUUCAAAAUGUGACAGACUCAGCAGUGUGGUUAGUUAAAUGUAUCAUCAUUGCCGAUCAGCUACUCACUCACACAUAAAUACCCAAGUACAUUAUAGAGACUGUCUCUGAGAGCCCCUCAUUCCUCUUUCCGUUCUUGUAAAUUCUGCAAGAAUGUUCUAGGGACAGAGAACUCAUAACAAUGACUUCUAUUAACCAAUGAAAGUACAUAAAACUUCUUCCCCUUUUUGCUCAGGGAUAAUGGGGAUCUCACCUUUUACCUUCUGAGGUAGUGUUUUAUAAGUGGGGAGAAUAGGCCUUUUGAAUAUAAUCACAAGGGUCUACAAUAUAACCUACAACUUCUGCAGAUACUGCAAACAUUUCUUUAAAUUGUACUGGAAAAUGAGCCAACUUCUUAUUUCGUAACAUCUUUGGAAAGACUUUUAGUAAGCAGUUUUAUAACCCUAGAGAUCAUCACCGCUGCCCUAUUCCUGGUGGAGGACAACAGUCUCCCUUAUGAGAAGGCCGGUAGGGAUGCUUAUUGUAUUCCUGAUAAUUACAGAACUAGAAUAAAUGUCUUCUAUUAUGAACGUAAAUCUGCCAAUUAGAGUUUUGUGCAUGAAAUACAAAUGACUUUUUGUAGAGAAUAAGUGCUUUUAAUUCCCUAAAAGGCUUAUCCCAUAAAUAAUGAUAUUGGCAAUACAGGCCUUUGGAAGACUGAAAACCUAAGUAGUUGCACCAUAGUGUUUGGUGCUUGUCUGAGAAUGGAGGGUGGCAGCUCAUUGUUGAGAGUUGCAUGCUGCAACCUAAUGGUCAGCAAUGAAAUAAAUACUUCUAGAAUGUU